Dimorphilus gyrociliatus is the source of this 1625-nucleotide messenger RNA. Lineage: Eukaryota; Metazoa; Annelida; Polychaeta; Dinophilidae. The record is from the annotation of a GenBank genome assembly.
GCACAGGAAGUAUGUUAUAUCGUCGAUAUCGAUAUUCAGUAUCGUGCGCCUGUUUAGAAUAGACGAUUCUGCCAGAGUUAAAUAAAGACAAACUCGGGGAUAGUGGAGAUAACAUGAAAGGAACAGAAAAUACUUUAAGCUUAAGCACCACGGGCUUUACACAAACAUCAACGCCGGCAAUUCCCUCUUCAAUACCUUCUGCUACGAAAACGUCAGGCCCACAGAAACCAAACUACAUUUUGAAGUUUACUUUGGCGGGACACACAAAAGCUGUCUCCUCCGUAAAAUUCAGUCCCAAUGGUGAAUGGCUAGCUAGUUCGUCCGCUGAUAAACUAAUAAAAAUAUGGGGUGCCCACGAUGGAAAAUUUGAGAAAACUCUAUCGGGACAUCGCUUAGGAAUAUCUGAUAUUGCCUGGUCAUCGGAUAGUAAAUUGUUGGUUAGCGCAUCCGACGAUAAAACUUUGAAAAUAUGGGAUCAUGCCUCAAAUAAAUGUAUAAAAACACUGAAAGGACAUAGUAACUACGUAUUUUGCUGUAAUUUUAAUCCACAAUCUAAUUUAAUUGUAUCUGGAUCUUUUGAUGAAAGUGUUCGCAUUUGGGAAGUCAAAUCUGGGAAAUGCUUGAAACAAUUGCCAGCUCAUUCGGAUCCCGUUACAGCCGUUCAUUUUAAUAGAGAUGGUUCUUUGAUUGUCUCAAGUUCCUAUGAUGGUUUAUGCCGAAUAUGGGAUACGGCCAGUGGACAAUGCCUGAAAACUCUAAUAGACGACGAUAAUCCCCCAGUCUCUUUUGUCAAAUUUUCCCCCAAUGGAAAAUAUAUUUUAGCAGCUACUUUAGAUAAUACUCUAAAAUUAUGGGAUUAUUCAAAAGGAAAAUGCCUUAAAACAUAUUCAGGGCAUAAAAACGAAAAAUAUUGCAUUUUUGCCAACUUCUCAGUAACCGGUGGAAAAUGGAUUGUUUCCGGAUCUGAAGAUAAUCAAGUCUAUAUUUGGAAUUUGCAAACUAAAGAAGUUGUACAAAAAUUACAAGGACAUUCUGACACGGUGCUCUGUACCGCUUGUCAUCCAAGCGAAAAUAUUAUAGCGUCCGCAGCCCUUGAGCAAGAUAAAACCAUCAAAUUGUGGAGAAGUGAUAUUUGAACAUUCAAUAAAGUUUUGUAUAGUUUGCACAAGUGUAUUCAUUGUAUGUAUAUCAAAAUUAUCGGUUUAAGGAAAUGUUUAUUUUUCAUUUGUAAAAGAAACAAAGUUUGGUAAAUUUGUUAAUUAAACAGCUCGCUAACUUUUUGGCUGGCACUAUCAUUAUCCAAGUAUUGCUGCAAUUAAAUUCAAGCCAUUUAAUAAGUUAGAGAUUGAUGAUAUAUUUACCUGUUUGGAGGUCCCUACAGUUGACAGAUCUUCAAUAGUUUUUACAGUAUGCUUGACCAUAUCUGAUAGACCUAUUACUUCAGGUAGUACAUAAUUCUUCCCCUACAACACACCUAAUAAAGAUAGUUCGAAUGAAUGUGAAUUACUUACUUUGACUACUUUUUUGCGACGCUUUUCAAUAUCUCGAACCAAACUAGCAGAUUUGACUGUAAAUAGAUCUCCAUCAACAUUCUGUAAAUCAUCAUUUUCGGGCACAUAUUUACA